CUUCAGAACUCCAACAUGUUGCUCCUCGUUUUCUUUCUUGCACUGGGUCUGGCUGCUGAACUUCCUUCCGAUGGAAACGAAGUGAAACUGCUGCGUGGCAACUGUCCAAUGUUCUGGUACAGCUUCACCGGCCGCUGCUACAAGUACCUCGCCACAGACAUGACCUGGGCUGAGGCAGAGCUCUACUGCGUGUCACAAGGAGCCAACUUGGUGUCUGUCCACAGCGCUGCAGAAGAUGAUUUUGUUAAAUCUCUGAUCAAGAACUUCGACCCAGCUGAGGGACGCACAUGGAUUGGACUCAGUGAUCUCCAUUAUGAAAAAGGAUGGAUGUGGUCUGAUGGUUCUGCAGCAAGAUUCUUCGCUUGGAGUGCCUUGCAGCCAGACAACGGCAGUGAAGCUGAACACUGUGUGCACACUAACUAUAUCGGAGAUAAAAAAUGGAAUGACGUACCUUGUUCUGUCCACUACCCCUUCAUUUGUGUGAUCCGCACAACCGGUCAAUAGCAGCUGAGAUGGUUUAGUAUCUAAUUCAACCAGGUUGCUGUUAGUUCAACAUUGUGUUGACAUUUAUGGUGUCUUGGUAAUAAAGAACCCUUGUAUACCUGUGCCUGUACUGAAGUCU
This is a messenger RNA of Xiphophorus hellerii (green swordtail), 622 nucleotides long. Its product is annotated as lactose-binding lectin l-2-like. NCBI's taxonomy places the organism in Eukaryota, Metazoa, Chordata, Actinopteri, Cyprinodontiformes, Poeciliidae. The transcript has a single exon. Bases 16 to 504 code for a protein of 162 amino acids. The record is from RefSeq and is a predicted model, not a curated record.